Racocetra persica is the source of this 177-nucleotide messenger RNA. The record is from the annotation of a GenBank genome assembly. NCBI's taxonomy places the organism in Eukaryota, Fungi, Glomeromycota, Glomeromycetes, Diversisporales, Gigasporaceae.
UUACAAUCAAUGCUUAAUAAUCAAAGCGAACAAAACUCUGUAUUUCAAAAUUAUCUUUCGGAAUUUUGGGAAAAGAAGUUAUACGCUGCUGAAAUUAAGAGAGAAAAAAAUCUAAAAAAAUACUCUAAUAAUACGACUGGACGAGUCGUCAAACGGAAACAACAUAAGAAAAAUUGA